AUGUGGGCCGGUACACUGACUAUGAGAUGCUCAAGACUUUGAAAAAACACGUGGCUGAGGAAAACUAGACAUUUCAAAUUGUUUUUGGAAAUACCAUUAGGCCUAUUUUAGACAUAGGCCCAGUCUACAUUAGGUCACCAAGAUGCAUGCAUAGAAGAUUCAUUCGUUUAGGAAUUUGUUUGCUCUUAUUUUUUCUUGGGCCAUCGUUUUAGAGACCCAGACCAAAAACAUUUCGAUGAUGACCUUUGCCAUGCUGCGGCCAAUUGCGACUCAUCUGAUCAGCUACCCGGACCUGAGUAUGAUGUCCGAGGACGAGGAGAACCGCAGCGAGAGCGACGGCAGCUCGGAUCAGAGCUAUGGAUGCUGCGCAUCCGCGGACAAACGGCGGAGGAUUUCUCUAAAGUCGGGAGGCAGCAGUGUUGUCAUUGUGAAACAGCGGAACGCAGCCAAUGCCAGGGAGCGCGACCGAACCCAAAGUGUCAACACUGCAUUUACUGCACUUCGGACUCUAAUACCCACUGAGCCAGUGGACAGAAAGCUCUCCAAGAUUGAGACGCUUCGCCUAGCAUCAAGCUACAUCUCCCACCUCGCCAACACCCUGCUGCUCCGUGACGGGAAUGGAGAUGGACAACCUUGUCUUGGCGCGGUUUACGCGCAAGGAGAGAGCGGAGGAAAGCAGCCUCGCACCAUCUGUACCUUCUGUUUGAGCAACCAAAGAAAAGGGAUAAAGGAUGGCAAAGACUGUCUGAAGAUGCGAGGCGUUGAUUCUCUGAGGGUGAACCGCAGAUAGAAGACCGUGAAACACAACAGCAAGAACCAGAACCAGAACUCCUCAUCCACAAACUCAGGGAACACUAAAAGCAGGCCAUAACAGAACCAUUCUCAUCAUGCUGGAGAACAUUAUAUAACAAGAGACUAUUUAUACUUGAGAGAAUGCCGUGAGAGGCAGGGAACAAACCAAUGUCCAAUGUGAAGCCUUUAACAAAUGCAGUGCAUUUAUAGAUAGAGAAAUUAUAGAUGUGUAUAUUUGUGUGAUAUUUGUGUUGUACAUGUAUUACAUUUUGAAAUAAAAUAAUUGUUUUAUCUAAAUGAUA
Messenger RNA from Salvelinus sp. IW2-2015, 1094 nucleotides. It is a transcript of the gene tcf15, whose product is annotated as transcription factor 15. Gene Ontology annotation, biological process: developmental process; regulation of transcription by RNA polymerase II. Lineage: Eukaryota; Metazoa; Chordata; Actinopteri; Salmoniformes; Salmonidae. Gene Ontology annotation, molecular function: protein dimerization activity; RNA polymerase II transcription regulatory region sequence-specific DNA binding; DNA-binding transcription factor activity, RNA polymerase II-specific. The record is from RefSeq and is a predicted model, not a curated record.